CCUUUCUCCCUUUCUUUCCAGCCCUGUUCCAACCCCUCUCCCUUCCCUCACUCACUCUCUGCCCCAAAAAUAAUAAAAAUAAAAAUCAGACUCUCACUCUCUAUUUUCUAAUCCCUCUACACUUGAAUUGGGGAUUUCUAGAUUUUGAUCAGCACAUGGUAAACGUCAAGUCGUUUACACAAAAAACCCUCAAUUUUGCUCUAAUUUACAAUGGAUUCAAAUUCUGUUGUGUUCGACAUCAGCUCAGACGAAGAGCCGGCGAUUGAAGAGCCCAAGGAGUUCGACGACGAUUGUAACUGGUUGACGGAGUUGUUACGGACCGUUGACCAGGAGAAGGAUGAUUCUGAUGAGGUUGUGAUUGUCGGGGAGUAUAAUCCGCCGAAACCUAAGUCUAAGUCAAAGUCGUCGAAUCAGGUGGCGGAUAUUAAGUUUGUUCUCGAUGAUGACGAUGAUGAUUGCGUUGUGUUGGGCGGUGAUCCUGAUAAGCCGGUUUCUGCUGUUGAUGAUGUCUGCCGGAACGAGACCGAUAGUUCUGACGACGGUGAUGAUGUUCUUGUUGUUGCUGAAAAAGGCCAGGUUGCAUGUCGAGACUACCCUCAUCCAAGACAUCUUUGUGUUGAAUUUCCUUUUGGUUCUACUCCACAUGAAAGACAUUGUCACCUGUGCCACUGUUACGUUUGUGACUCACUUGCACCAUGUGUGCACUGGGGUACAGGUGUCUCUACUAUUGACCAUUGUCAUGCCACUGAUAAGCAGGAGACGUGGAAAAAUCAGCGUAAAAUUUAUAGAACAGGGAAAGAUGCUCCAGUUCCAGUUUCAAAACUUCCUGACGUUACUGUUCCAAUGGCCUUGCCCCUACUUAACCAUGUAGGAUCUCUAGAUAUUGUACCGCAUAAUCAGUUAUUGACACACAAUCCUAUGCUGCAGAAUCAGGUUUCCAGGAUACAUAAGAUCCGUUCUUGCUCCUCCUCCACCAUGGGCAUCAGAUACCGUAGAAGUCGUCAACCAGGAUGUGUUCUAGGCAGAAAUAGACUCCUAUCUCGCUCAGUUUCACAACAAGGACUUGGUGUGCGUAUUGAUGUUCAACGGGAUAGACAUCCUAAUGCCUUAGGUCAGCGAUUUGUCUCUUCUAGUACAAUGUAUAAAGGGCCAGGACUUGUUGCGCAUGCUUUGGGUACAAACCAUCCCACACAUGUACCAUUGAACAUGAAUUAUGCUCCUGCUUCAGGAUAUGCAAGGAAUGUUCCUCCUCUGGCUACAUCAAAGGAAAAUCCCUCUAGUUUGCAUUAUGUUUUACCCAAUGCAAAUUUUGAAUCACAUACAUACCAGAGCUCCCCCCAGCCCAACAUGGGCAGUGUCAUUGUAAAUACCGUGCCUUCGAGAUCUGAAGUAGGCAGUCAACCUACCCUGCAGUCAAACGAUGGCCAAAGUCUUUAUCAGCUUGGGAAUCAAGGUGAAAAUGAUGCAGAUUCGUUUUUUUCUGAUUUUGACUUUUGUCAAGUUAACAACUCAAGUCAAAGUGAUCAGGGAGCUUCUAUUGAAAAUAUUAUUCAUGGCACAGUGUCCAACAAUGAGCCAUCAACUGUUAAGCUGUUAAAUUCUCAGUUUGCUGAAAUUGAAAGUGCUCAAUUCCACUACAAGGAUCAUGAGCUUGUUGAUAGCAUUUUUUUAAACCAAGCUGUUCCAGUGGUUUCAGAUGGUUUUGUGCCUCAUGAUCUGAAUGGCUUUUCUCCUGAACGUGCUAUUGACCAAGGUAUGCCUUAUUUUGAUGAAAAUUUUUGGAGUGAUCCGACACAUGUUUAGUCAUGGCCACUGCUUGUCUUAAGAAAAUAAGCAUGGAUGAUUGUUGCCGCUAAUGUUUCACAAAAUAAACAUAAUAGCUGUUAUUUUUAAGCUGAUUGUGUAAAAUCCUUCUUGACAAAAAUUGUACAAAGUUCAUGCAACCAUUGAUGCCUUUUUGAGGCUGGCUGUUAUGUGUUCUUGUAUUUAUGAAUCCAAAUGUUAGAUGAACAACUCUGCAAAUUUUCUCUCACUCUUUUCCCCUGGAACCUCUAUGUUGGCCUCCAUCAUUUCCAUCUAUCCAUUUUCUGCAAUUCACGCAAGUCCAAGAGCUGGUCGUCUAUCUUUCUUCAGUAGGUUAUUUGCAGAACGCUAGAAGUAUUGAUGUUGCAAUGUGAUGAAUGGUUAUCAAUCCUCGGCUGCUGGUAACCAUUGAUCCGUAUACAGGUGCUGUUAAGAAAGGUCCGAUAUGCGCAGGGCUGGGUCAUGUGAUGGUGUAUGGCCACAGCUGGGUCAAGUAUCAGUCUGUUGAGAGCCAGAAAUGGUCUUUUAUUUCCAUAGUCUGCUGUUGGUCACCAAUGGUCGUCACGAGAUGAUUGUCAUGUGUGAGAAGCCAUAGACUCCGCUGACAGUGAUAAUCCCCUGUAGCAUAUUUUAUUUUACUGGAAAAGAACGUAGCCUUAUUAGUUAUGAAGAAGCACUAUGUUCUAUGGUUGGUUCCAUUUUA
Messenger RNA from Populus trichocarpa (black cottonwood), 2506 nucleotides. RefSeq names its product RPM1 interacting protein 13. The coding region runs from base 211 to 1803 and encodes 530 amino acids. The transcript is spliced from 3 exons. The record is from RefSeq and is a predicted model, not a curated record. Lineage: Eukaryota; Viridiplantae; Streptophyta; Magnoliopsida; Malpighiales; Salicaceae.